GUGAGUCGCUCAGUCUUGAUUUCUUAACGGUUUUAAAACGACCUCAACACGGUUCGCCGCUAGGAUUUCUCACUUGGCAGUAUUUAACUCGACGUCUUUAUUCAAAUUUGAUAAACGGGGGGUGGGGGGGCACCCGGAAGUUGCAACAGAAUAAGACGUCCGUGCUCUUCCUCCUUGUUGCAAACUGUGGUUCCUUUCCGCUCUGCAUGCAUUACUUCUGCUGUAAUGGACCCGACACACUGGGCGAAGGUCUGCUAACCACAAAGUCGCAACAUUUCUAGGCAGGAAUGAGACUCCCCCCCCACCGCUGAGCUCAAGAUGAGAGAGUGGUGGGUUCAUGUGGGCUUGAUCUGCAUCCCGUUGGUGGCCGUCUACCUUCACAUCCCUCCCCCUCAUCUGUCACCUUCCCUGCAGAAGUGGCACACUGCCGGGGAGCUGUUUCACUUCCGAGACAGGGAAAUCUUCUACAGAGAUUCAUUUGGAGCGUUGGGAAGCUCUGAUGUCAUCAUUCUGCUCCAUGGCUUCCCUACCUCCAGCUUUGACUGGAACAAGAUCUGGGAGCCACUCACUCAGCGCUUCCAUCGAGUCAUUGCACUGGACUUCCUGGGUUUUGGCUUCAGUGACAAGCCACGACCCCACAAGUACUCCAUCUUCGAGCAGGCCAGUGUGGUCGAGGCCCUGGUGGCUCACUUGGGUCUGAGCAACCAGCGAGUGAAUCUGGUGUCUCAUGACUAUGGAGACACUGUGGCCCUGGAGUUGCUCUACCGAAGUGACCAAAACCGCACAGGUCACCUGAUCAUCAACAGCCUGUGUCUUUCCAAUGGAGGUGUAUUCCCAGAAACAAAUUACCCACGUUUGCUACAGACGCUUCUGAAGGACUCUAGUAUUCUGGCUCCAGUUCUUAUGCGUCUCACCAACUAUAAGCUCUUCCAAAGAGGGAUUGGACAUGUUUUCGGUCCGUACACGCAGCCCACAGACGCUGAGUUCUGGGACAUGUGGACAGGUUUACGCUACAAUGAUGGCAACUUAGUGUUGGACAGUAUUCUGCAGUACAUCAACCAGAGAUCCAAACACAGAGAGCGAUGGGUGGGCACCCUCACUUCCACCAUCAUCCCACUGCACAUGAUCUACGGACCUCUGGACCCCGUCAACCCUCAUCCUCAGUUCAUCCGUCUUUACAAGCAGCUGGUCCAGAGGUCGACGAUCACCAUUUUGGAUGAACACAUCAGUCACUAUCCUCAGCUGGAAGAUCCCACCGGCUUCCUCAAUGCAUAUUUAAAUUUUAUUCACUCUUUCUGAGAGGUUACCAAAUCAUCGCCCCAUGUUCUGGAAAUAAUUCACUCUUAACACGCCGUUUGGUACUUUUGCAACUUAUUCAAAGUGAUAAGGUCACAUGUGAUGCAGAGACCUUUCCUGAUGAUGCUGCAGCUUAUGCAUCAGUUUGAGAUUUAAUCACAAGUGAUGAGCGUCGAUUCUUUAAUUGUCAAUUAACAUAUGGAAGACAUCCAAUGUGAGCUAGAAACAUGAUUAAUUCUACUUAAUGCAAAUGAAUGACUAAUCUGAUGACGACAGUGUUAAUGGGAUCAUCUCUCAGCAUUAUACUGAAAGUUAUUUUGGCGUGUGCAAUUAUUGAACAUAUCUGUGGGACAUCACUUUGGUUCCCUCCAUUUGUCUUGCACAGCUGCAUUGAGCGAAUUCUUUCUGAAUGAUUUUCUACAUUUCUCCUGAUGUCAUUGAAAAUCCUAAAUAUCAACCUUUCUUUAAAUAAAACUAGUUUUGU
Cyclopterus lumpus (lumpfish) is the source of this 1780-nucleotide messenger RNA. RefSeq names its product mesoderm specific transcript (gene mest). NCBI's taxonomy places the organism in Eukaryota, Metazoa, Chordata, Actinopteri, Perciformes, Cyclopteridae. Gene Ontology annotation, molecular function: catalytic activity. The transcript has 12 exons. The record is from RefSeq and is a predicted model, not a curated record. The coding region runs from base 319 to 1299 and encodes 326 amino acids.